AUGUUUGGAGCUAAGGUGGUGAGCAGGUCUCGCAGGGUACUGGGAUUCGCGUCUCGAUUUUCACGGCGUUUCGGACGGGAGACCCUGAAAACACUGUACACGGCUCUGGUACUUCCUCGACUGGAGUACUGUUCUUCAAUAUGGAGCCCUCAUCAGAUACACCUCACUGAGCGCCUAGAAAGUGUGCAGCGCCGCGCGACUCGAACCUUGGCCCGCCACGACCAUUCCUCCGACUACGAUGAACGCCUGCGGUCUCUUGGUUGGCACCGCCUGAGCCACCGACGAACAGUGGCGCGUGUCCGACUCGUUGCUGUUGCCGCUGGCCCUUCGCUGGCCGGCUCCUACCUAGCAUCAGUUCCCCGUAUCUCUAGCCGGACAGGCUGCCCUAUCCCUCUCCGCGCCCGCACCCGGCGACACGAAGCUUCGCUGUUCCCCGACGCGGUGAGCACGUACCUGUCCUUACCUGAGCGCACGCGCCCACCCCUGCCGGGGACUGGGGACGAACUCCGCGACUUCAGCAGGACUGUGUCGUGUGCUCUCCGAGCUCAGUAACUCUGUGUACCUAUCAUUUCUUCCUCCCUUUCAUUUGUAUAUUCAUCAUCAUCAUUUCACCUGUUAACACACAGCCGAGGAGGCAGCCAGCACUUGGCUGUACGGGCUUCUGCCUUUUGGCUGCCUCAGGCACUCGGCUGUGUGGAAGUUGUGCCAUUAAACACCUUGA
Messenger RNA from Ixodes scapularis (black-legged tick), 721 nucleotides. RefSeq lists its product as uncharacterized. The record is from RefSeq and is a predicted model, not a curated record. Bases 1 to 552 code for a protein of 183 amino acids. Lineage: Eukaryota; Metazoa; Arthropoda; Arachnida; Ixodida; Ixodidae. The transcript is spliced from 2 exons.